Molecule: messenger RNA, 1911 nt
Organism: Nothoprocta perdicaria
Lineage: Eukaryota; Metazoa; Chordata; Aves; Tinamiformes; Tinamidae
Gene: GCGR
Product: glucagon receptor
Exons: 13
Coding region: 25-1515 (496 amino acids)
Biological process (GO): cell surface receptor signaling pathway; adenylate cyclase-activating G protein-coupled receptor signaling pathway
Cellular component (GO): plasma membrane
Molecular function (GO): peptide hormone binding; glucagon receptor activity
Source: RefSeq, a predicted model, not a curated record
UGCGGGCCACGGCCCCACGCAGGGAUGUCCCCGACCAGCCUCUUGCUGCUGCUGCUGCUGCUGCUGCGCUGCCAGGGCAGCUCUGCGCAGAUCACAGAUUUCCUCUUUGAGAGCUGGAAGGCGUACAGCGAGGAGUGCCAGCGCAACAUGAGCCGCCUGCCCGCGCCCACAGAGCUCGUCUGCAACCGCACAUUCGACAAGUUCUCCUGCUGGCCUGACGCGCUGCCCAACAGCACCGUCAACGUCUCCUGCCCCUGGUUCCUGCCCUGGUACCACAAAGUGAAGCACAGACACGUGUUCAAGCGGUGCGGGCCGGACGGGCAGUGGGUGACGGGCCCCGGCGGGCAGUCCCUGCGCGACGCCACGCAGUGCCAGAUCGACGCCGAGGACCUGGCAGCGCAGGAGCGCUUCGCCCGCACCUACGGCAGCUUCAAGGUCAUGUACACGGUGGGCUACUCGGUGUCGCUGUGCGCCCUGCUGCUCGCCCUGGCCGUGCUGCUCGGCUUCAGCAAGCUGCACUGCAUGAGGAACUACAUCCACAUGAACCUCUUCGCCUCCUUCAUGCUGAAGGGCAUCUCCGUGCUGGUCAUCGACGCCCUGCUCAAGACCCACUACAGCGACAAGGUGGACGACUACAACGUGGGUGUCUGGCUGAGCGAUGAGGCCGCCGCCGGCUGCCGCGCCGCCACUGUCUUCAUGCAGUACGGCAUCGUGGCCAACUACUGCUGGCUGCUGGUGGAGGGCAUCUACCUGCACAACCUGCUCGUGGUGGCUGUCUUCUCAGAGCGCAGCUACUUCACGCUCUACCUGUGCAUUGGCUGGGGCGCCCCCCUGCUCUUCCUCGUGCCCUGGGUCGUCGUCAAGUUCCUCUACGAGAACAUCCAGUGCUGGAGCACCAACAACAACAUGGGCUUCUGGUGGAUCCUGCGCUUCCCCGUGUUCCUGGCCAUCCUGAUCAACUUCUUCAUCUUCAUCCGCAUCAUCCAGAUCCUCGUCUCCAAGCUCCGGGCGCACCAGAUGCGCUACACGGACUACAAGUUCCGGCUGGCCAAGUCCACGCUGACGCUGAUCCCGCUGCUGGGCAUCCACGAGGUGGUGUUCGCCUUCGUCACCGACGAGCACGCCCAGGGCACCCUGCGCUACGUUAAGCUCUUCUUCGACCUCUUCCUCAGCUCCUUCCAGGGCAUGUUGGUGGCCGUGCUCUACUGCUUCGUCAACAAGGAGGUGCAGGCGGAGCUGCUGAAGCGCUGGCAGCGCUGGAAGCUGGGGCAGGACCUGGCUGGGGAGCACAAGCAGAACUGCAGCCACGCGCCCGGCGCCCGCAACGGCCACGGCGGCGAGAAGCACCAGCUGGUGGGCGGCUGCAGCAACGGGCUGGGGCGCAGCCCGGUCCCCGCGCGCCCCGGGCCCCGCUGCCUCGAGCGGCCUGGCCGCGGCGCCGCCGAGCACCUGGCACCAGGCGGCCGGCACCACUGCUACGAGUUCCCCGAGAGCACGGCCGAGAGCAACUUCUGAGCCGCACCGCCCCACGCCUGCCGCCUCCGUCCCCACAGGGUGCGGCAAGGACGGGGCGCUGUGCGGUGCAGGACGAUGGAUGUGCACAGAGCAAUGGAUGUGCUUGGGAUAACAGACAUGCAUGGGACCAUGGGCGUGCAUGGGACAAUGGACAUACAUUGGACAACGGGCGUGCAUGGGACAAGAGACAUGCACAGGACAACAGACAUGCACGGGACAAUGGGCGUGCAUGGGACAAUGGACAUGCACAGAACAAUGGACAUGCACAGAACAAGGCACCUGCACAGGACGAUGGACCUGCGUGGGGCGAUGGCCGUGCAGGACGAUGCACGUGCAUGGGAUGAUGCUCGUGCCCGGGUGACAGCCCUGCGGCACGACAGAUGUGCAGGGGCUGGU